Molecule: messenger RNA, 809 nt
Organism: Scylla paramamosain (green mud crab)
Lineage: Eukaryota; Metazoa; Arthropoda; Malacostraca; Decapoda; Portunidae
Product: cuticle protein AMP4-like
Exons: 3
Coding region: 126-428 (100 amino acids)
Source: RefSeq, a predicted model, not a curated record
CAUGGACUGUCAGGAGGGAGAGAACCAGCAGGGGUUGGGGGGAUAGAAACACCUCUCGGUCCUCAGGGUAUAUAAGCACGGCGUCGGGUCUUCUCCUCACAGUCGACUCAUCCUCACUCACCAACAUGAAGCUCGCCAUCUUCGCUUGCCUGCUGGCUCUCGCCCUCGCCCGCCCCCAGUCCCCUGGGGACGCCCAGACUCUCCGCAGCGAGAACAUCAACGAAGGCAACGGCGUCUUCCAGUACAACUUUGAGACAGACAACGGCAUCGUGGUGGAGGCUAGCGGCACCCCCAACGCGGAGGGCAGCAGCGACAUCGCGGGCACCUACAGAUUCCCUCUCGGCAGCGGACGGUUCCUCGAGGUGACCUACUCUGCCGACCAGAGAGGAUACAGGCCCUCCACCAGGUACGUCAGCCAGAGGAAGUAAGAAGCGAGGCGACCCACACACCGCGGCUCACACGUCACGUCUCCACACCAUACGCUACCCCGCUCCACUUGAGACAUGAAGACGCCUCUCCUACACAUACAAACACACGAUAUCUGCACGUAGGAGGAUGGUUGUCCCCGUAUUCCGUCUUCCCUUUCUCGUCACUUCCUUUCACUUUUCUUCCUGACUGACUCCACCUUCCACAGUCUUCGCAUCUUAGCAUCUUCUCGCAUUCUCCGUCUAUCUGUUCUACACUAUUCAUUCGUCUCGCUGUGGACUUAACGAGCACCUUUCCCGGGGGUUUGUUCCACGCGAUGUACACGAUCUACUGUUGUUAUUUUUAUUUCUUUUGUUUUCGCAGCAAAUAAAUGCUUUUCCAUA